Messenger RNA from Paramecium pentaurelia, 331 nucleotides. The record is from the annotation of a GenBank genome assembly. NCBI's taxonomy places the organism in Eukaryota, Ciliophora, Oligohymenophorea, Peniculida, Parameciidae.
AUGGUAAAAGAUGAACCUAAACAAUAAAAAUUAAAGACAAGUGCCAGUUCAGCUGCUGUUGUUUAAAAAUCAUUACCAUAAACCUAAAAUUAAUAAGGAAGUAAUAAGACUUCCAAGUAAGCAAUUCUGAAGCCACAAAUCAAUAAUUAUAAAAACAAGUAAGUUAAUUACAAUUUGAAAAAGGAUUGAGAAGAUGACAGAAAAAUUAAUGAAGUAGGAUGAUCUUAUUGAAGUCUAAGAAAUUAGAUUAAAGCACUUAAUGAAGAUAAAAAUUGGAUUAAGAAUUAAUCUAAACUUUAUUAGAUGUAAAUAAUUCUUUGGAAAACAUUGA